Messenger RNA from Leptonychotes weddellii (Weddell seal), 1576 nucleotides. The record is from RefSeq and is a predicted model, not a curated record. NCBI's taxonomy places the organism in Eukaryota, Metazoa, Chordata, Mammalia, Carnivora, Phocidae.
AUGUCUUUGAGCUACGCCACCAAGGAGGCUUUUCCUGACCCCUAUGCCAUGCACACUGUGGGCUCACAUAGCUCCUUGUGUGCUGUGGCUCUGGAUGCUUGGAUGUUUCCUCUGGAACAUGACUUUUACCCCAAAGCCCGAGGCCCUGUGUUCUUUAUCAAUGCUGAGAAAUUCCAGACAAUGGAGAGUGUCAACUUGAUGAAGAAGAUAUGUGCUCAGCACGAACAGUCCAGGAUCAUAACUGUCCUUGGUUCUGUUCAUCGGAGUCAAACUGACUUUGCUUUUGUGGCUGGUAACUGGAUUGGUAAAAUCUUCUCCACUCAAACCCGUGGGAGCUUGGACCCGUAUGAAGGUCAGGAGAUUAUGGUGAGGGCCAUGUUGGCCUUCCUGCAGAAGCACCUAGAACUGAAAGAGGACUAUGACCAGUGGGACAGCCUCAUUGAAGGCAUCGGACCAUCGCUCACCCCAGGGGCCCCACACCAUCUGUCCAGCCUGUAGGCACAAUCGGUCAUUUGUGAAAGGUCACUGAGCUGAGUUCCCAUUUGGGGCCUGCCCAGGGACACCCGUAGCCUCCUGUCAAGAAGUGGUUGGCGUGAUCCUUCUUCACAGAUUGAGGAUGUAAUCACGCUGCUGAUUGGAUAACUGGGUACUUUGAUCUUGGACUUGUUGAUCUUAAUCUCACACUGGGACUUGGAUCACUUACUCAUUGGCAAACUGACUUUCUGGGACCCGAACCCUGAUGGUGUGGGGAACAAGCAGUGGGGUAGAGUUCGGGGGCAGGGGGUUGCUUCAAGCUCCAAGCUGUACAGUAUUAACCCAGCAGCCUACUCCCUCCCCUUGGGCCAUUGUGGCUUCUGUCGUGGAAGAAAUGAAGCCAAAGGAUGGAGUAAAAUUCCCACCUUCAGGACCUCUAGCCCAGCUUAGCACUAUCUCUUCAUACCUCUCAGCCUUCUCCCUCCCCAGGGCCACUUGGUAAGUUCUGAGCACUUUAGGUAACUUUCUAGGAUAUGGACCACCAUCAGAUUUUCUGUUUAUUUUCUUAUUGCAUGAAACAUGGUUAGGACUCAGACUUGUGAGCCCAUGGAGGAGGGCAGAAGCAUUAUCCUCACAGCAUAGGUGGAGAAGCUGAGGUCCAAAGUGGUAUCACAGAAGCUCUGGAUGUCAUGGAGGUUUGCCAAAAAUGUACCUUGACGAGAAUCAACACAAGUUGGUAGAAAUAGAGAAGGUAGAUUAACACCAUUAAAUGGCCAUUUGAACAGGCCCUUGCGACAGGAGGGAGGCAGUUUGGUUGGUUAGAAUUCAGGUGGCCACCCCUGGAGAUGUCUAGGAACACUUUGGUCUUGCCUCUUAACCUCAGAUAUCAUGAGUCUCCAACUUGCUCAGAAUCAGGGUGCUGUAAUUGUUUUCUGGCUCUGAAGCCCUAGCCUCAAAUGUAUAUCAAGAUAUAGACUGAAUUUCCAUUCUGUUCCAUUUAUAAUAUGAAUGAUAUUAAUACUCAUGUUUGCCUAAUGAUAUGUUGGAAUAUUUUCUUUAUUUAAUCUGCAUUAGAGCAAGAUGGCGAGCCAUCUGGAAGUAA